Messenger RNA from Arachis duranensis, 1044 nucleotides. Its product is annotated as cation/H(+) antiporter 15-like. The record is from RefSeq and is a predicted model, not a curated record. The transcript has 3 exons. Gene Ontology annotation, cellular component: endomembrane system; membrane. The coding region runs from base 1 to 1044 and encodes 347 amino acids. NCBI's taxonomy places the organism in Eukaryota, Viridiplantae, Streptophyta, Magnoliopsida, Fabales, Fabaceae. Gene Ontology annotation, biological process: proton transmembrane transport; regulation of pH. Gene Ontology annotation, molecular function: antiporter activity.
AUGGGUAACAAUGAUGAUUGUUUUCCAAUUUGCUACAAUGAAACCGUGAAUUAUCCCAAUUCUAUAUGGAAAUCACAGGACCUGUUGAAGAACUAUUUACCUAUAUUUAUCUAUGAAACCAUUACCGUUGUUUUUAGCUCGCGUUUGGUAUACUACCUCCUCAGACCCUUAAGUCAGCCUCAUCUCGUUUCUGAUCUUCUUAUUCUACUUGCUGUUUCAACCAUAGCACAAGUGGGUCUCAUCUUCUAUGUCUUCAUGGCUGGGCUUGAGAUGAACUUAGAUUUUGUUUUAAGAGCACCUAAAAAGCCCACAAUCAUUGCAAUUUGCAGCACUCUGAUUCCAAUGAUAUUGGGAACUGGAAUUUAUUCUUUGGUAAUAAUAGUGGACAAGAAAUUCUUAAAAAAUUAUGUUGAAACAUACGAGUAUAAUAGACCCCAAUGCUAUUUUAUAUGGUCUAUGGUUCUUAGUAUCACAGGGUUCCCUGUUCUUGCAAACAUUCUUGUGGACCUUAAACUUCUCUACACUAGGCUUGGAAAAUUGGCAUUAACAGUAGCAACACACAAUGACUUCUAUAACUGGAUUAUGUUUGCAUUGGUGUUUCCAUUUCUUGUUAAUGGUUAUAGAGCAAUUUUCUCAAUGCUAUGUGUCAUAGCUUUUAUUCUCUUAAGCCACUUUGUGUUACGCCCUUUGCUAGAGAAGAUAGUGGCCAAGAAACCAAACAAGCAUGACUGGACUAAUUACCAGUUGUCAUUUGUGAUCAUGGGGCUUUUCGCUUCCACGGGGCUUACCGACAUCCUCGGCGUGAAUCCCCUCGUCGGGGCGUUGAUUUACGGCCUCGCCAUUCCACGAGGAAGCUUCACAGAGAUGUUGAUGGAGAGAUCGGAUGAUUUUGGAUCUAGAUACUUAGCACCCUUGUUCUUUUUCAGUGGUGGCUUGAGUUACUCGCUACUAUGGUAUGCCUUUCAGAGAGAGUUUGGCUUUUGGGUUGCUUAUGAACACCAAAGGCGUCUUGUCACUCAUAGUGCUCAACAUUGCAUGGGAUAA